GGGGGUAAGCCUGAGAGGGGCGGAGGACGGGUCAUGGCCAACGAACUGGCUGUGAACAGUCCUAGCCGAUCGAGAGCCAGCAGCUUCGCCUAUUCACCAUGGGAGGAGGAGGAGCAGGACGAGUUGGCCCUGGCUUUCGACUGGACUGCCCAGGAGACGGCGGCUGCCAUCGCCGCCAAGGCACUGCGCGCCGCCAUUGCGGCAAUGCGCGCCGCACCCUGCGCCCCCCCUGCCGUCACUACGGGCAGUCCCCCUCCAUCGCCGGAGCGGGAGAUCGUCAUGGAACGCCUGACCGCUCUGCGAUUAGCGCUGCGAACCUUCCGAACAGCUGCAUGCUGUUUUGUGGACAUGACGGCAACGAAAGAGUAUUGGUUGUCCGCCGCGUGGCAAGGGGGUAGUUGGACUCGGCGCAGCAGGCGGAGGAGCAGAAGCCGAUUCAGCGGAAGGGUGCCGAGAGAGAGGGAGAGGGGAGGAGGAGGAGAGGAGGCCACGCCGUCUAAUCAUCACCGUGACGACAAUACCAUGUCUGAGGCGGGGGGAAGCGGGCAGGUGACACCGCGAGAGCGGGGCGGAGCUCUAGGCAAAGGGGGAGUCGGGGUUGGUGGUGGAGUAGGGGUUGGGGAGGGAGCCCAUCCCUCAUUGUUGGCGGAGCGAUUGGCGGAGCUGGGGGAGGGCCAUCAUCCCACAGGUACACGUGGGCGAUCUCCGAGCAGGUCACUGCGUAUGUCACACGGAGCAAUGGGUGAGGUGCUCCUGACGCCUCCCCGCGAGGCAGUAGGGGAUAUCCGUCGGCGGGAGAAAGAGAUUCUGCACAGGAAGCGGAGUGCGGACAUGGACAGCGAACUCGAUGGCCGCUCCUCUGAUCCUUUGCUGCCACGUGGCAGGGAAGCGGGUGCUGGUUAUCGCGAGACAGGGCGCGGGUUGUCCGAGGGAACGACCCCAACGCCUCAGCGAAGCAGGCGGGUGAGCUCUGGAGGAGGUGGACUAGAUUACGCCCUGGCCAUGGCCUCCCCACCGGGGUCGGCUUCCCCGAGUGCGGGAGACGUAAGGGAGAGGAGGGAAAAUAAGGCGGGGGGGGGGAGCGCGGUGUCGGCUGCUUCGGCCGUUGCAGAGGAUUCCCCGGUUUACCGCCAGCAGAGCGCCGGGGAGAUACACGAGCUGUAUGGCAGGUCGGCGUCGGUGGGGCGUUUCGCUAGGGGGGGAGGAUUGGAAGGCGGAGGCGGGGGGGGAAGUCCGCGGUCCGCUCGCAGAGGCUCGGGAGGACCAGCUUAUGGAUGGGGAGGAAGAAUGGUAGCAGGAGGAGGGAUUCCGCGAGCGAGCACUCGCGCGUUGUCGGAAAUCACAUCAGUCGGCAGUCCUCCCACUACUGCUCGAUCUGGCAGACACCCGGAGAGCCGGCACAGCGGUGGCGGAGGCGAGCGGAAGAGCGGCGCGGAUCGGGAGCUCGAUCGGGGGAGACGGACAAGUCAGCAGCAUUCCUCCCCCUCGUUAAGCGGACUCGGAGGCUAUCCGUCGGGAGGGAUGGGGGAGGAUCGUGAAGCGGGGAAUGGAAGGCAGGAGCGAGGCGCGGAAGGAGGCGGCGGCAGCCGCCCCACAGGCACGGCGAAGGCGGACAAGUCGGUCUCUACCUCGAUCGCGAUCUCCGGCUUGUUGCUUCCGCCUCCAGCGGCGCCUCUGCCAGUCCAAUCAGCGGGGAGAGGUGCGAGCUCCGCCUCCGCCGCCGCCGCAUUAGCAGCGGGAACAGGACCGGGGCCAGCAGGGUUAACCGCGGAGCAGUCCGAGCUAGACAAGGGGAAGCGUGUGAGGGGAGAUGGGGUCGCUGUACCCCCUGGAGGAGGAGGUAUUCAGAUCAAUGUGUCCAGCCGGAAGGGUGCGAACGACGGCGCCGCUGCCUUCCCCGUGUCCUCGGAAAUGCCGAAUGGGAUUACCGUUGAAGGCAAUGGGAGAAGAGGAGAGGUGAAAGAGAGCGAAGAAGAACAGAAGGCUUUGAUCGGAGCUGCAGGUGGGGAGGAGGUGGUAGCGGGGAAGGCGGGCAAGAUCAGGACAAAAGGCAGGGGCAAGGAAAGGGAGCUGGUCCGCGUUGUUUGCACUGGCUGCGAGAGGUCCGCCGAAGUUGACCCGGAGGAAUUGGAAAUGAUUCAGCUGGGAACGAAGGGUAGCUGCGACUCGUGCUUCGAGUUGCUGGUGUUGAGGGAGCCGUUCGAGAGACGACAGCAAUGGGGAGAGCUGGAUGCGACCAUGUCCUGCCAUACAUCGGACGGGUCAGACGUGGACUCGGAGGGGAACUGGAAACCGGGAAGCAGAGGGUUCUUCUUCAGAGCAGUACAGUUUGGGCGCCUCGUAACAAGGCAAGGGUGUCGGCAAGGCAACAAUGAAAAUGAAGAAGGGGAAGAAGAAGACAAACUAGAGGAGGGAGAAGAAGAAGAAGAAGAAGAAGAAGAAGAAGAAGACGAAAAGGAUGAUGAACAAGAAGAAGAAGAAGAAGAAGAAGAAGAAGAAGAAGGGGAAGUAGAAGAAGUGGGAGGAGGGGAAGAGGAAGACAAACUAGAGGAGGCAGAAGAAGAGUUUGAAGAAAGGGAAGAAGAAGACGAAGAGAAGGAGGAAGAAGAAGAAGACGAAGAAAAGAAGUAGAAGGAGAAGAAGAAGGGGAAGAGGAAGAAGUGGGGGGAGGAGGGGAAGAAGAAGACAAACUAGAGGAGGCAGAAGAAGAGUUUGAAGAAGGGGAAGAAGAAGACGAAGAAAAGGAGGAAGAAGAAGAAGACGAAGAGAAGAAGUAGAAAAGAAGUAGAAGAAGGGGAAGAAGAAGAAGUGGGAGAUGACAAAGAAGAAGAUGCUGACAAAGAGGAAGGGGAAGGAGAGGGAGGGGGAGAGGGAGGGGAAGGGGAAGGGGAAGGAGGAGGAGGAGAAGGGGGAAGUGGAGAGAAGGUCGUCAAACAGAGAUGCCCUGUAAACCGUAGGCAGAGAGGGAGAAGAGGACAACAAACGAGGGGUUGUGAACAAACUGUUUCAUUGGAG
Molecule: messenger RNA, 3015 nt
Organism: Chara braunii
Lineage: Eukaryota; Viridiplantae; Streptophyta; Charophyceae; Charales; Characeae
Source: the annotation of a GenBank genome assembly